Messenger RNA from Penicillium antarcticum, 702 nucleotides. RefSeq names its product cupredoxin domain-containing protein. Lineage: Eukaryota; Fungi; Ascomycota; Eurotiomycetes; Eurotiales; Aspergillaceae. The transcript is spliced from 3 exons. The coding region runs from base 1 to 702 and encodes 233 amino acids. The record is from RefSeq and is a predicted model, not a curated record.
AUGAAAUUUCUUCUGUUUGUGCUUCCAUUGACCAACGCCCAAUAUGGCUCAAACGAUACUAGCAUGACAACUACUGCAUCGACAACCACAACAGGCUCGGCAUCGAGCAGUACCCAUAAAGUCGAUGUCGGCAAAAACGGCUUCACGUUCGACCCAGAGACUCUUACUGUGGCUGCAGGAGAAAAGGUCGAAUUUCAUUUCUACCCACAGAACCAUUCGAUGACUCAAGCUUCCUUCGAUAAUCCUUGUCAUCCCAUAAGCGCGUCGAGCUUUUCUAGUGGAUUCAUGCCAACUACAAAGGCAUCAGAAACCGUUUUCACUCUGACAAUCAACGAUACGACCCCACUCUGGUUUUAUUGCGGUCAGAUUGGGCACUGUCAGGCCGGCAUGGUUGGAGUUAUCAAUCCACCAUCGAAUGGCCAGGACACCCUUGACUCUUUUAAAAAGGCUGCCAACACUGCCGUAGGCAGCACUAUACCUGCAUCCGUUCAAGGUGGUAUCCUGGAGAAGUCUGGAGCUGAGACUUUGAGCAGCAAUAGCAGCAGCGCCACUGUAUCUGCCAGUGCCACUACUAGCGAGCCGGCGAGCGGCACAACUAGCUCUACUGUUAGCCCGACUAGUGCGGCUAAUAGUGUUGGUAUUGCCUUCGACAUGUGCAUCCUUGUUAUUUUGGCUUCUUUCGCUGCACUUUGUAUGAUGUAG